Molecule: messenger RNA, 3057 nt
Organism: Cephus cinctus (wheat stem sawfly)
Lineage: Eukaryota; Metazoa; Arthropoda; Insecta; Hymenoptera; Cephidae
Product: polynucleotide 5'-hydroxyl-kinase NOL9
Exons: 6
Coding region: 484-2955 (823 amino acids)
Biological process (GO): cleavage in ITS2 between 5.8S rRNA and LSU-rRNA of tricistronic rRNA transcript (SSU-rRNA, 5.8S rRNA, LSU-rRNA)
Cellular component (GO): nucleus
Molecular function (GO): polynucleotide 5'-hydroxyl-kinase activity
Source: RefSeq, a predicted model, not a curated record
GGCGGUAUUACGAGUAUUGUUGAGUCUCAGUUGCGUGCAGGUAAAUAGGGAUACGAUAUCAUCUUGUUCUUUCCAGAUCUUCGGCUACAUCCCCCUUCGAGGGGCAAUCGACGAUACUCAUAGUACUGACAGUGGAUUUUGAAACGUAUUCCCUUUUUUAAAUUUAAAAAUAUUUAUGGUGUGCAUUAUAAGUACAUAUGUAUAUCCGUCGAGUAUGUUCGAUUGAAUUUUGGUAACCUUCGGUGAGCUUUGUGAAUUUCGGUCAGUUUCUGAAAAUUACGGAUGUUUUCGUUAUACCACUGUCUGUUGAUUGGUGCUUCUUUCGCUCGUUAGAAUUAUCCUAUGGAACCAUCAGAACUAAUUGGAACCAAUUGGAACCAUCCAAUAAUAUAUGCAAAUAAGAUAUCGUAUAUUAUUGUUUGAACGGUUGGACCGUUCUGUAUUCUUCUGCCUUACACGUGUUUUGUAGCGGUGUUUCGAAGUAUGAAGUGCCAAAUUAACAAUUCGGGGUACAGGAGGGAACAAACCGUCAAGCUUAUGUCAAAAAAUCGUUGUAAGAAAAAUAAGAAACGUCCUAAAAAACUACUGUGCACCAAAAGAGGAGAAUAUAAUGAAUUCGAUGAGUUGCCUGGCGAAACGAAUGUUGAAACACAAUUUUUAAUUCAGCCAGAACAGAAUGAUCAUUACAAAUUUCGUAAUUCAAAACGUAAUGACAUGCGUUCGGAAAGAUCUUGGAAGACUAGAAACGCUCGAAUAGAACGUCAAACUAAUAGGGCUGUGAGUAGUUCAAAGCUUCGAACAACCAGUUAUGCGCCAUCAAGAAGAAUAACUAAUCUUGGAAUUCCAAUAAUUGUUGAAGCACAGUCAACACAUUGUGUGUCAUUAUCAGAACAGAAUAUAUCAUUAACAACAGAGGAUUCAAGGACCAAAAAAGGGGAUGAUAAUAUUUCAUGCAACUUAGUGAAGUCUAAUAAAAAUUUAUCGGUAUCCAUAGAGGAACAAGGUAAUGUAAUAUGGACUAAUAAUUGCAGAAAUGAGUUACAAACUCAUUGUAAUAUUUGGCAAGAUAAUCAAAACGACACGAGUUACAAUAAUUACAAUGAGGUUAAUCAUAAAGGGAAUAAGAAGCUGGAAAAAGUCAUUGCUCAGUUAAAAGAAGGGCCUUCGUUAGAGCAUAGUAUUUUGAGUAAAAAGGUUCGCUUUUAUAUUGCUAAAGAAAAAGUACUUGUCGCUAUAGAACGUGGAUGUAUGCUUAAGUUUAUUGGAAAACUCAAGAUUCAGACUAUUCAUGGAGCAAUAGAUAUAUGUGGCUUAACUCUUUGCAAAACAUCAAUACCAAUUGAGGUGUAUUCACCAAGGGGACAUAAUUUUGUUGGUAUAGAAGUUGUUUACCAACAGUCAGAAAGCACUGUGGCUAGUAUUUGCAAAUUACUUAAGACAGAAGGCAUCGAUCAUACUGUCAUAAGCUCAUUAGAAAGGGAUAUCAAUGAAAAUCAAUGGGAAGGAUCGUUAGUUUUGAUGGAAAACUUGGAAAAUAAACUUACAAGGUUCUUAAGUUCAUCGUGUCCAUUCAAACUAUUUCCAACUGUAGAAGAUCCUCAAAAAAAUUAUUCGUUGAGUAAUCAAAAAAAAGCAGAGGUAGUACUGCAGGCUUCUUUCCACUUGCAUGAAGAAAAUGGAUUAAGAUGGGAGAACGACAUAGCCAUUAAAUUGACAAAUCGCUUACAAUCUGGAUACAGAACUUGCGGCUUGGUAGUUGGUGGGAAAGGCGUCGGAAAGUCAACAACGGUACGCUAUCUAGUGAACAAGUUGCUUCCGGAAAGAAGGGCGGUUGUUUUAUUGGAUUUGGAUCCUGGCCAGGCUGAAUGUACACCUGCAGGAUGCAUCUCUUUGAACGUGCUAGAGGAGGCUUUGAUUGGGCCGAAUUUCAGUCAUUUGCGUACACCAUUCUAUCAGCUGUAUGUCGGUGAGGUGAACGUUGUUCGUUGUGUUUCGCGUUAUCUCGAAGCUGUGGAAAAGCUCCUUUAUCAAUUGAACAAGUGUCCGGAGCUUUCUCGUCUUCCAAUUCUCGUGAACACAAUGGGAUUUUGUAAGGGAUUGGGCUGGGACAUAAUUGUUCGCAUCAUCAGAUUAGUUCGACCGAGUGACGUCGUGCAAAUCAUUUCAACAAGAUCGAAAAGGAAUUUCGACUCUCUACUGUACGCCGAUGUUAUCGGGCGCAAGAAUCAUUCGUGGAUCGAUGGAAAACUUGAAGAUGAAGAGCCUCACCAGGAGCCCCUUCGAUACGAACUGCAUAUGGUGGAGUCUCGAGCAGAGUUGCGAGAAGGAAGCGUCAUUGGGGAGUCGUGGGAAAUGGAACCGCAUCAACAGCGAGAUGUCGCGAUGCUGGCAUAUUUGGCGCAAAUUUUGCAGACGCCACAGGAAAAGUCUCUCAAAUUUUAUGAGAAGCAUUCAUUGAAAAGCAUUUCGAUCAACGGCACGCCACCAUACACGGUACCCUUUUCCUCAGUGAGCAUUUCGUUGACGCGGCUUGUCGUGCCACCGUCGCAUAUUUUAGCCGCAAUGAAUGGUAAUAUCGUCGCUUUGUGCGGCGUUGACGUAGACAAGGAACUUCCAGGCCGGAGUGAUUCGGGUUACCCCAAUGCGUUAAUAAGAGCGCCUCUAGCAACCUGUUAUGGAUUUGGUAUAGUACGUGGAAUUGACAUGGGCCGAGAAGAGAUUUACCUGAACUCUCCUCUUUCUGCACAUCUCCUGCAAUUUGUCAAUUGCCUUGUGGGCUCUAGCACAAUUCCCAUGGCGAUGAUUCCAUUCGAGCACUGUAUCAGGACACCGUACAUCGCGGGAGGACGAGACGAGUUGCCAACGAGUCGUGAGCCACGCAGAGGAUUAUUUCGUAUAAGUCAGAAGAGUAGAUCCUCCUUAAGAUUUGCCGAAAACACGAAGAAAGAUAGGUGAUAGGUGAGAUGUAGAGAGAAUCGUGUGUGAUGUGAAAAAUGUUUAGGAUUGAGGAGAACUUCUGGAUCACGAGUAAAGAAUCCGGAUUCGCAAGGAAAAAAA